AUGUCAUCCUCGUCGUUACGCGUGGGUGUAAUCGGCCCUGCAGGCUUCGGCGGAUCUUACCUCUGUGUCGAGCUAUUAAACCGAGGUCAUACCGUCUUUGGUAUAUCGCGUAACCCGGAGAAAUUGGGAAAGCAUCCGCGCUACGUUCCACGUCCCGUAGACAUCGAUCAGGUGUCUACAGAAGAGCUGGCAAAGCAAUUUGAGGGCAUCGAUGUACUGGUCAGCGAAUUUGGACCACACACAGCUGGUGCAGGGGCGUUGUUGUACAUGCCGUUCUUGGAAUCCGUUCGGAAGAUUCUCCUAGCGCACAAGAUAUGCCCAUCGUCUUACUUUCUCUUUGUCGGUGGCGCAGGCUCUCUUCACGUUCCUGGCACUAGUCUUCCGUGCGUCGACCAUCCUGACUUUUUUCUCGCCUACCGCCGGGCGAUUUCAACUUCUCUCGCACACAUAGCAUAUAUGGAGGAACGUCUGGGUAUCAUGGGUACCUCUCUGCGACGGUACCGCGAAGCCAGAUUAGCAGAGAGCUCUGCAAGAGCCACGGAAGAAGACAAAACUGUGAUCGCAGACUACGAGAAGCAGAUUCGCGUGAAAGACAACGCAUCGGAUUUCAUCAAAGCGGGACGGACGGCGUACAUGUUCUUUGAAGACCGCAAGACGUUUAAUUGGAGUUUUGUUUCGCCAUCUGCUUUGUAUCGUCCGGGAAAGAGAACUGGAAAGUAUGAGAUUAGUGUUGAUGAUAUGGUAUUGGUGGGCGCGCAGCAGGAAGGCAAAGACGUGUUCGAGGGAAGAUUGACCGGGAUAAGUGUUGCUGACAUGGCCAUUGCGAUCGCAGAUGAGAUUGAGCAAAGGAAGUUGGUUUGGAAACAUUGGAGUGCUUCGGGGGAUAUAAGUGAGGAUGUGCCUGCGCCGGCUUACGUAGGACUGGAUGCUGUGGAGGGCGGCAGUAGGUGA
Molecule: messenger RNA, 951 nt
Organism: Alternaria burnsii
Lineage: Eukaryota; Fungi; Ascomycota; Dothideomycetes; Pleosporales; Pleosporaceae
Exons: 2
Coding region: 1-951 (316 amino acids)
Source: RefSeq, a predicted model, not a curated record